UACAGGAUGACAUUCUUGAUGAUGAUACAGCUUUCACAACAGAAUGGGACCUGAAGGUCGCUCAGAAAAAGAAACGUUGGGCACAGAAAGAGGCUCUAGUGCGAGAAGAAAUGAAAAAGGCAAAAUUGUCACCAGGUCUGGCUGACUAUGGGGCCUACAGAUCCACCUCUCAGGAGAAGAAACAAGCUCAGCAGAUUUUUACCAGCUCUGCUGCCUCAGGAAUCUUGACAAAUGAUCUUGUGAGGAUAAUGGAGGAAGAACAGGACAAAGGCUUCUCAGCAGAACCCGUAGAUGACAACAUCUACAUGUGGAAAGUGAAGCUGUUUAAUUUUGAGCCAAACAGUGAUGUUGAUAAUGACUUGAAGGAAAUAGAGACAAAAUAUGGUUACAAUUAUAUUGAACUGGAGUUGACAUUUGACAUUGAUCUGUACCCAUUUUUCCCACCAUUGGUCAAGGUCAUCCGGCCCAGAUUACAGGGCGCCCUCAUGCAGCGAGUAACAAACAUGGAGAUGCUGAAACUGUCUUACUGGAGCCCCACCAAGGACAUGAGAUCUGUUAUUCAUGAUGUCAAACAUUUCCUGCAGCAGUGGGCAAGGUUGGAAAUGAACAGUGAAAGAAAUGACCCAAAGAAGUAUCCCCAGGGGUCCUACGUUGGGAUGGAGCAUCAUCUACUGAGAUUAGCCCUGGUGAGUGAGGUGAACCCACGAGCCAAUCUCAGAUAUCAGAUGGAUGCAGAUGCACUGUCAGACUUAAAGCCCAUGUCACCACCCAAGAUCAAGAGGAAUCUAAAGGAAUCUAAGGUUGAAUAUUGGGCAGCUGGUGUUGGUUUUGGGCACAAUCAAAGACCAGAAUGGGAUAUCAACGCCUACCUAGCAGCUCAGAUAGAGAAGGAUAAACAGAUUGAGGCUGUCUUGCAUCAGAUAUUGCAGAACUUGCGCAUCCUAUAUGCACACCACGCCCCUCAACUUAAGCCCCGCCCAGUCAGGGCAGGGCAAGGGGAUGCAGCUAUGGAAGUGAGCACGAGUGUGGACCCCGUGGAAGACAUGUUCAACAUUUUGGAAAGCUCGGCCCUCAUCCCAUUUAUAGAGCAAUAUCUACAAGCGGAUUCCUUCUUAGAAAUAGCCAGACAUAAGGUUGUAUAUAAAGCAAUUAUUGAUAUUUUAAAAGAAAUAGCCAUGCAGUCACAACUGGUGAGGUUAGUGUGUGCCUUGCCUUCCCAGCAUCAGUCCAUAUACCAGCUCUUGGAGAGGAUAGAGGAAAAGGCCAGCAUUAUCCUGCAGCAUAUUGGCAAAGUUGGAAAUGGUAGCGUUCCUAAACCUCAGCUGAGUCCACUGGAGGAUGAGCCAGAUUGUGUACACCCAGGUCUCCAGAGUGUGCAUAAAGUCAGUGAUAUGAACACCUCUACAGCCCCACCCCACAGUUCUCAGCUGACAGAGGAGAGACUAGCCAGGGAUUUUGCCACGUUAUUUAAAGAUGUCAAAGACUCCUUGAAAAGGAAUGGUAUAUCAGAGAAAGCAAAGGAACCUGUAGAAUCGUCGCCAGACUCGUCUUUAACUGUAGAUGUGAUGAUCCACAAUGACGAGGAGGCAUUGCUGGAAGCCAAAUAUAAGCGAUUGCUGAAAGAUUUGGUCUUAGAUUCUCACGAAAUAGAUCUUGAAGCUCACCAUUACGUUAAAUUAUUCCAGAAGAACAAGCAGCCAUUACAAAGUCAGGUGUUCAGAAUAGCCCAGGAGAUCACUUCAUUGUCCACUUCACUGCCACUCACCCUGUCAUCAUCAAUAUUUGUCAGAACAGAUGACGAAAAACUGCCACUAAUGAGAGCACUUAUCACAGGACCAGAAGGUACUCCUUAUUCAGGUGGAUGCUUUCACUUUGACAUCUUCUUCCCUAACAACUACCCGAACUCCCCACCACAGGUCAACUUGCAGACAACUGGAGGAGGAACUGUGAGAUUUAAUCCUAAUUUAUAUGGUUGUGGCAAGGUUUGUCUUUCGUUGCUGGGUACCUGGGAAGGACAGAAAGGAGAGCAGUGGAAUGCCAAGGCGUCCACCAUACUACAGGUCCUUGUGUCCAUCCAGUCUCUUAUACUUGUACCUGACCCGUACUUUAACGAGCCCGGAUUUGAGCAGGAGAUAGGAACGGCUGCCGGAAAACUGCACAGUGAGGACUACAAUGCAGAUGUGAGAAUUAACAACAUUCGCUAUGCUAUGAUUGGUCAGCUGCACAACCCUACCCCUGGGUUUGAGGAGGUCAUUAAGACUCACUUCUACCUGAAGAGAGAACGCAUCAUCAAGGAAGCUGAAGGCUGGCUGAAGAAUUGCAAAAAGCACUACAGUAAAUUGGAGAGAGCCAUUGAGACGCUGAAACAGGAGCUCAGUAAACUGGAAGCUCCGCCCAAUGUGACCAACCUGUCCUCAAAUUCUGAGGAUUCCAUGAUGUAAUGCAUCCUCAGGCAUUGCUCUCCUCACAGACCAUCUACAUUGUAUGUGACACAAUAACGCAUCCUCAUACAGGCUUUGCUCGGCUGUUUGUUAUAAAAUGCCUGGUAGUGUACAUGUAUAUGUGCUUGCUCAAUGCUGGGGUCAAAGGUGGUUUAGAAGCAAACUAAUAGAAAGCCAUUAGCUUGCCCUUGAUUUGUCUGUGGUGUGUCAGUGGAAUGCUUGUGGAACUUAGGCUAGGUGAAUGGUACUGGAAGAAGCAUGCUUGUAGCAGUUCUCUAACAUAUAAUGAUGCUGUAUAAAAUGCAGAGCAUACAUAAGUUUUUCUUGCUUACUGUGGAGGUUGAUGCCAAGCUGAACUUCUCAGGUGUAAAUAUUUCAUUGUGGAUACAUGUCGAGGAUUCGGAAAAACUACAUUUUUGUUUUCCAAAAUGCUGUAGCAUAAUGUUUCCAAACCUGUGUUGUGUUAUUUGCUUUGUUCAGAUGUGAUGCCGUAUUUUAUAUCAUAUUGUUGAUAGCCCAACAUUGUAAUUGUGUACAGGUGUAUAACAGGUGUAUUUCCCUAGCGACAAAGUGCUCAUUGUUAACUGUUUAUGAACAUGUUGUUAAAGGCCAUGGGCCCAGUUUCAUGAAGAUCUCUUAACAUUACGAGCUCACAACUACCGUGACGACAUAAUGCUUACAGUACUGGUUGCCAUGGUAGUUAAGUGAAAGUAAUUUUAAGAGUGCAUUGUGAAACCGGGCCCUGGUGAAUAUAUGUGAUGAUGACGUGUUUUUGUUAAUGUUGGAAUGUUCUCAUCCAGGUGUUUAUGUGUAUAUAAUAUAUGUUUCUGUAUACACAUAAUACACCUAUCUACAGGUUUGUUAUUAAGGUGCGACUGAAAAAUAAUUAAAAGUCAUGGUAUCCACAAAUAGAUGUUAUUUUCCAACAUAGUCUGAGAAAGAACUUGAUGUCUGAACACAUAGCACAAGUAUAUAUAAAGUUUUAAA
Molecule: messenger RNA, 3428 nt
Organism: Liolophura sinensis
Lineage: Eukaryota; Metazoa; Mollusca; Polyplacophora; Chitonida; Chitonidae
Product: baculoviral IAP repeat-containing protein 6-like
Biological process (GO): negative regulation of apoptotic process
Cellular component (GO): nucleus
Molecular function (GO): cysteine-type endopeptidase inhibitor activity
Source: RefSeq, a predicted model, not a curated record